UAUUUUGUCGCAGUGACGUGACGUCAUGAGUAUGCGCCGCGCCCUGCAGUUGUUGUGAUUCGACUGAAGAAAGUGUGCUGACUACUGAACUAGGGAGCUGACUGAGACACACCCGGAGAUUCAGUUCAUUUUUCUUUCUUUCUGUUGUUCAUCUUAAUCAUGACAGAGUGUGCAAACACAGAGAGAUCCUUGUGACACACUGAUAUAAAGAUGACGUUUGUUAAAGAGGAGACUGAAGACUUCAGGAUUGAAGAAGCAUUCAGUCUGAAACAAGAAGAGACUGGGGAUCAAACAAAGAGGCUGUUUAUUAAAGAGGAGAGGGAAGACACCAGAAGUGAAGAAAUGUUCAGUGUGAAAGAUACUGAGCAACAAACAGAGAAAGAAGUACUGAAUGAAACUGAAGAGAAAGAUCAAUAUGGGAAUCUUCACGAUUUCACAACUAGAAGAAAAUCUUUUAGAUGUUCGCAGACUGAAAAGUCUUCCACAAGAAAAAAAGCUCAAAGAAGUUAUUUCACUUUCAAUCAACAAGGAAACCUUAAAGUCAACACUGGAGAGGAUCCUUUCACCUGCAAACACUGUGGAAAAAGUUUCACUCGUAAAGUAAGUCUUGACGUGCAUAUAAGAGUUCACACUGGAGAUAAGUUGUACACAUGCCAACAGUGUGGAAAAAAGUUUACUCAAAAAGGAAGUCUUAGCACGCACAUGAGAAUUCACGCUGGAGUGAAGCCUUACUCAUGCCCUGAGUGUGGAAAAAGUUUCCAUCAACAUGUUAACCUUAAAGCCCACAUGAGGAUUCACACUGGGGAGAGCCCUUUUACCUGCCAACAGUGUGGACAAAGUUGCAAUGAUAUAGUCAGCCUUAAAGACCACAUGAGAGUCCACAAUGGAGAAAAGCCUUACAUAUGCCAGCAGUGUGGUGAGAGUUUUGCUCAACGUGUAAACCUUGAAGCCCACAUGACAAUACACAAUAGAGAGAGUCCCUUCACCUGCCAACAAUGUGGAAAAAUUUUCACUCAUAAAGGAAGCUUUAACAUCCACAUGAGAGUUCACACUGGGGAGAAGCCUUACACCUGCCAACAGUGUGGAAAGUGUUUCACUCAAAAAGGAAGCCUUAACUGGCACAUGACUCUUCACACUGGACAAAAGCCUUACACUUGCCCUGAGUGUGGAAAGAGUUUUGCUCAUCAUGGAAACCUUAACGUCCACAUGAGAAUUCAUACUGGAGAAAAGCCUUACACCUGUCAACAGUGUGGAAAGAGUUUCACUCGUAAAGUGAAUCUUGACAUGCAUAUAAGAAUUCACACUAGAGAAAAGUCUUACACAUGCCAACAGUGUGGACAAAGUUUCCAUCAUAAAGUAAGCCUUAAAAAACACGUGAGGAUUCACACUGAAGAGAACCCUUACACAUGUCAGCAGUGUGGUGAGAGUUUUGCUCAACGUGUAAACCUUAAGGUCCACAUGAGAGUCCACAUUGAAGAGAAGCCUUACACAUGCCUUCGUUGUGGUGAGAGUUUUGCUCAACUUGUAAACCUUAAAGUUCACAUGAGAGUCCACAAUGGAGAGAACCUUUACACAUGCCAGAAGUGUGGUGAGAGUUUUGCUCAACGUGUAAACCUUAAAGCCCACAUGACAACACACAAUGGAGAGGGUCCCUUCACCUGCCAACAAUGUGGAAAAAGUUUCACUCAUAAAGGAAGCUUUAACGUCCACGUGAGAAUUCACACUGGGGAGAAGCCUUACACCUGCCAACAGUGUGGAAAGAGUUUCUCUCAAAAAGGAAGCCUUAACUGGCACAUGACUGUUCACACUGGACAAAAGCCUUACACUUGCCCUGAGUGUGGAAAGAGUUUUGCUCAUCAUAGAAACCUUAGCGUCCACAUGGUAAUUCACACUGGAGAGAGCCCAUUCACCUGCCAACAGUGUGGAAAAUGUUUCACUCGUAAAGAAAGUAUUGACAGGCACAUGAGAGUUCAUACAGGAGAGAAGCCUUACAACUGCCAACAGUGUGGAAAGAGUUUUGCUCAACCUGGAAACCUUAAAGCCCACAUGAAAGUUCACACUUAAAAGAGUCCCUUCAGCUGCCAACAGUGUGGACAAAUUUUCAGUCAUAUAGGAAUUCUUGACAGGCACAUGAGAAUUCACACUGGAGAAAAGCCUUACACUUGCCAACAAAGUGUAUAAGUUCCGCUCAAAAAGGAAACUUUAACAGGUACAGAAGUAUUCACACUGAAUACAACCUUUGCACCUGCCCUCAGUGUUUAGAGAGUUUUACUCAACAUGGAAACCUUGGGAGUCCACAUGAGAAUUCACACUGAAUUGAACACUUACUCCUGCCCUCAGGGUGGAAAAUAUUUCACUCAAAAAGAAACCCUUAAUGCGCUCAAUGCAUAUCACAAUUCCGGAUUGGCUUAUACCGGCUGACAAACUUCCUGUUACACUGACAGCGUAAUUCUAGCUCACUUAACCAACAGACAGACUGACAACUGGCAAACAUGGCUCUCUUUUACACUCUCUGUCUUCAAGACCUACCUCAUCUGACCUUUAAUGAUGUGGACCGUCAAGAAGUCAUGCCCCACUCC
Molecule: messenger RNA, 2579 nt
Organism: Cyprinus carpio (common carp)
Lineage: Eukaryota; Metazoa; Chordata; Actinopteri; Cypriniformes; Cyprinidae
Product: gastrula zinc finger protein XlCGF57.1-like
Exons: 3
Coding region: 211-2064 (617 amino acids)
Biological process (GO): regulation of DNA-templated transcription
Molecular function (GO): RNA polymerase II cis-regulatory region sequence-specific DNA binding; DNA-binding transcription factor activity, RNA polymerase II-specific
Source: RefSeq, a predicted model, not a curated record